GUGAUAAUGAAUUGUACACAUGACAAAAAAUAUGCAUGCGGCAGGUAAUAUUUCAUUUUGGAGCACAUGCACACGUUACUGGACACUGGUCCAUCCAGAGCCGUCUGAGUCUACUUCAGCAGUGUAGUUGUGGACUUCAGACUUAACUGACACACCAGCAUCCGGCAGCAAACGGCCUCUUCUCAUCUUCCUCUUCGUUUCAUUUGAAUAAAGCUGCAUUUUAAGGUGGCCUUUUAUGGUCACGGAUCAGAAGAGCAGUUGUGUACUGGUCACUAUCUGAUCAUUGUCCUUUAAAGCCAAACGGGGAUUAACGUAGUGAUCAAGAAUGUGUCACCAGUUCUGUGUACCACUGACUAAACUGAACCAACAACGCCUGUUUUUCUGGAAAACGACCAUUUGCAUACGGUGUUUAUGUUUUGGUUCAGCGUAAGCUUGUCAGUCCUGAACUUCCAUUCUUUCUUCUUGUGUUUCCUGUUUCCAUUCAAGCAAUUGUUGAACCAGGACAUUAUGUAUAAUUAGAUCCUUCUACACACGGCGGCAUUCAAUGAAGACCAGAAUUUGAAAAGGUCAUUCACAUCCAGUUGGACAUUAAAACAACAAUUCGUGCUCGUCCACACAAUAAAAGAAACUUCACUCACCCACAACACGACCCUCCACAUAGAGAAUGAAUUGGAAAACGCUCUCUGGUGUGACAGGACAUUACAUUCCCUGUACUGUGGAGGCAUAUAUGUGCCCCCUAGUUUCACAUUACUACCCAACAAGCAGCUUCAAACUUCAAGUCUUUUUGUUCUUCUCAUUGUGUCACACACAGAUGCUUCCUUAAAAAUCCAAAGCUGUCAACUUUACUUCUUGAACAAUGUAGAUGUUCCUCACCGCAGACAGCUUCCUGGUUUCUGCUCUAAUGCUGACUGCUAUCAAAGGUUAAGGCAGACAUUUAUUAGGGAACAAAAUCCCCUUGGUGACCACACACACACACAUAUAAUAUAGUGGAUCAUCAUCCUGCUCGGCUCACAGGAAAAGCUGCACAAUCUUUUUUUUUUUUUUUUUUAAACUUUCUAUAUAUAGAAAAUACUCAAGAUUACAACACGGUACUUUCCGUGACACAACAGUCAUGACUGUACACAUAAACCCAUUUUACAGCCAAAACAGCGUCCGUGAACAUCCACAAAAGUGCUUCAGUUAAAGCAGUUUAUGUGUGGGAGUGAUGUCCACCAGCAGAAUCAGUGAUGAUAAAAUGCCUUUUGUGCAGUUAUUUGCAGAUGAUGCAAUGUUAAGAAACUAAAGAGGCAUUUGUGUGUUAAACAGUUAGAGGACACGGCCAGGCCAACCUGAAGGCCUCCUCUCUGCAGCUGUUUACACGGCGGCGUCUGGAGGGUGGAAGAUGUGAUGCAAGGGGUUUGCUGAAAGUGCGGUCACUGAAAUCUGUUUUUGUGUCAGUGGCAGGGGAGUAGAAAAGAGAAGUGAUUUUUCUGACAGCGGCACCUACGACAAAUUCCCUCCCCUCUGUGACAAGAGACGUGACUUUUCAAGCACAGCGUUCAUUUACUAUUCUGCGAACAAUGUGGCAGCACAGACGUAAUGCGUGAGAGGAAUGAGGCCUAAAAAGUUAACUGUCGGAUUAAACAUGAAUAUGGAAACGUUGGGUAAACUCGCCUCUCCUGCCACGGCAAAGAUCCGGCAGCUUCAGAAGAUUGUCCAAGACAUCAAGAAAAACGACGGCAGCCUGCUCAACAAACUGAGAAGACUGAAAAGCAAACCGAUUCCAAACGUGCCGGCGAGAGACUACAGAGAUGAUAACAGGGACGCCGACGAGCAGUCUGAUCCCGAUUACGACAAUGACAUGUACGAGGAUCCGCGUGAGGACGACAGCUACGAGCCUCCGCCCAGCCACAGAGUCUUCACCACAGUUCCCUCUGCUUCCUUCCCAAGGGGGGAGUAUCUCGACAGCUGCCGUAACCGGCCCAGCAGGCCGCCCAAGAAGCCCCUCCGCCCGGGCAAAGCCUCCAAACAGCUGCCCCCUGAACCCAGCCAGGACGAGAGCGAUGAAGAAGACUACAUAAAUCCAGACGCCGGUUACGAUGACGACAACUAUGUGGAACCUGCGGAGAAUCCACUUGCCAAUAAAAUGUUGCAUGGUGGGAACAGAGCUGGAAGAGACCACCCCAUGCUGCCUACACAUUUACCAGAGUGUCCUCCCAGUCCUGAUUUUUAUGAAGUCCCUGACAAAGAGGAGAAUUCUUCAACUUCUUCAACAAGCAGAUUGUGUCCAAUCCCAGGAAUACAAUCACAUUCUUUACCACCAAUACCCAGCCCCAGGGGGAACAUGAGGAGAUCUCCUCAACCUGUUCAGGAGCCCACAGGUGACGAUGAAUAUGAAGUCUGUGAUCCAGAUGAGAGCUCCAGUGAUAAGCCUGCAGAGGGUCCUCCUCCACGUCUAACCAACCUCUUACCCAGAGAGAGGUCACCAAAACCACCUCUACGACCGAGGCCAGAUUUAAAACCAAGGGAAUUUGAAAGCAGAUCACUACCUGUGCCGCGUACUGACCAGAAACCUCCCCCGAAAGCUUUUUCACUGGACUUGAAACGACCAAAAAUUCCUCUUCCACAGUUCCCAAAACCAGCUGACAGAGGAAGUGUUUCUACUGAGAAUGGGUCGAUAGACCAACCCAAGGACGCAGACGUUUAUAUGAAACCCUGGUACGGCGCCGCAUGUGACCGAAAGACUGCGUAUGAAGUCUUGUUUCGCGAAAAUAAAGAUGGAGCCUUCAUGGUGAGGAACAGCUCCGGGCAGGACGCACAGCAGCCCUACACAUUAGUGGUGUUUUAUAAGGGCAGAGUGUACAACAUCCCGAUCCGCUUUAUACCCAGCACUCAGCAGUACGCUCUGGGGAGCGAGAAGAAAGGAGAGGAGUAUUUCAGCAGCAUCUCCCACAUCAUUGAGAACCACCAGCGGACUCCUCUGGUGCUGAUCGACAGUCAGAGCAACUCCAAGGACACCACCAAGCUGUGCCACCCUGUCAAGCCCUAGAUGACCCUCACCGAUUGCAGACAGUCCAGUGAUUGGAGCCGUACAUCCCAAUCCGCUGCGUUUACUGUCAGAUUGCUUCUUACAGAAGUCACUGGGGCUGCUGCUCUGUCGCGUACUGUCUCAUUUACUCAGCUUAGAAUGAGUUGAGCUCAGCCUGAAGUUGCAGGAGUUCAAAACACACUCUGAAUGCUAAUCUAGAGCUGACAGCUGUGUCGGAACGAGCUGAGGAGUUGUCCAACGCAGGUGUGUAAGAGAACAUCAUCAGGGUGGGAACAGGGGGCAGGGCUGAGGACUUCCCAGCAUGCACUGGGGCAGAGAAAUUAUCAGGCUGUGUCCGAAAUCAUCCGCUAUAUGUCAGCUCAUCA
Stegastes partitus (bicolor damselfish) is the source of this 3393-nucleotide messenger RNA. RefSeq names its product B cell linker (gene blnk). Gene Ontology annotation, biological process: cell surface receptor protein tyrosine kinase signaling pathway; intracellular signal transduction. The record is from RefSeq and is a predicted model, not a curated record. Lineage: Eukaryota; Metazoa; Chordata; Actinopteri; Pomacentridae. The coding region runs from base 1592 to 3028 and encodes 478 amino acids. The transcript has 22 exons.